Messenger RNA from Pygocentrus nattereri (red-bellied piranha), 1234 nucleotides. RefSeq names its product meteorin-like protein. The transcript is spliced from 4 exons. The coding region runs from base 25 to 873 and encodes 282 amino acids. Lineage: Eukaryota; Metazoa; Chordata; Actinopteri; Characiformes; Serrasalmidae. Gene Ontology annotation, molecular function: hormone activity. The record is from RefSeq and is a predicted model, not a curated record.
UCAGAGACCCUCUGUUUCGCUGAGAUGUCGCCGAAAGGAGGCGGAUUACUGCAGUUUAUACAAACCGCGUGUUUCCUCUCGUGUUGUUCAGCAGACGUGUGCAGCUUUAGUGGAAGCGGCUUAGCGCGGGAUCCUCUCUCAGGGCCGGUCCAGCAGGUCAGUCUGCGCUGCUCCACCGGCUCGGUCCGCUGGCUCUUCCCGCGUCUCGCGCUGCGGCUCCUGCUGAAGCCCAACGUGGCCUCCGCGCGCCCCGCCGCGCUCUGCAUUAAAGCCUCGCGCGCGUCGCGCGGCGCCGCUGUGUACGCGGAGCGCGCCGGGGAGCUGCAGCUGCUCGUGGAGGACGGAGAGCUGUCCGAGCAGGUGCACUGUGUCCGGACGGACGGAGCUCGGGGAGCUGCCAUCUUCCUUCAAGCCAACCCGCAGAGCGAUUUCCGGCGGCGAGCCGUGAGCUUCCGGUACGAGCUGCUGCAGGAAAAGAGCAUCGGGAGCAAAGCUGCCUGCCGACCAUGCAGUGACUCUGAGAUCCUCCAGGCCAUCUGCACCAGUGACUUUGUGGUCCGUGGCUCCAUACGUAGUGUAUCCCAUCAUCCUGAGCGGCAGACAUCUGUGAUCGAGGUGGAGGAGGCCCGAGUAUACCGACAGCGCAGCGGCAUCUUUGAGAGAGAGCCGAUCAUGUCUGGCCACUGGCACGGUCACAUCCAUACCCCCCUGCAGUGCCACGUUAAAGCCGGAGCUGGCCAAUUCCUCUUCACUGGAGCUGAGCACUUUGGUGAGGCUUGGCUCAGCUGUGCUCCCAGAUUCAAAGACUUUGAGGAGUUGUAUUAUUUAGCCAGGGCAGCACAGCACAUAACCUGUGAAUUUCCAAUCGACUGAUAAGAUUCAUGCUAUGUUGUAUACAUCCUCGCUGUAAUAACAAAACCUUGCAUCUCUGAAAUGGUAACUUCCGCCAAAUGUUUGCAUAUAGAAAAGAUUGAGAUAUCAUUCAGAGUAAUGUCAUAUGAAAUGCUCCCUUUUUGAGAAUUGUUUACUAUAGUGGUGAUAGGAACCAGACGUCUGAAGAAGUUUAGUGCCGCUGAAAGCCUCCUAACAGAAAGUUAUUAAGCGAAAUGAUUAUCAUUGCCUGAUGCAUGAUUCGUUGUUUUAUUAUAGUUUUGAGAAGGUUGUGGCCUAAAACAUGGAUAAUAAAUAAAAUAAUCAUUUUUGUGUUGUAGACAUCACAACCUCUGGUUCCUAU